This is a messenger RNA of Girardinichthys multiradiatus, 925 nucleotides long. It is a transcript of the gene seraf, whose product is annotated as von Willebrand factor D and EGF domains. The transcript has 5 exons. Lineage: Eukaryota; Metazoa; Chordata; Actinopteri; Cyprinodontiformes; Goodeidae. The record is from RefSeq and is a predicted model, not a curated record. Gene Ontology annotation, biological process: anatomical structure development. Gene Ontology annotation, cellular component: extracellular region; cell surface. Bases 124 to 756 code for a protein of 210 amino acids. Gene Ontology annotation, molecular function: signaling receptor binding.
AGUCUGCCGGCCCGCUUAGACUAAAGCCUCUCUGUGUGAAAGAGCCGGAGCGUCGCGGAGAAGUCUCCGUCCACCGCUCCGUCGCUCCAUUUUCUGCAGCCAAACAAACGAAUAAAACCAACCAUGAGCUUUUUUGUUCAUAAAUCUGCGUUUUCUCUUUUUAGCUUCUUGCUCGCUCUUGCCGGUGUUUGUUCUGGAGGUUCGGACGCGCCGCGGGGAGUCGCGGUCGGGUUCGUUUUCGAUCUCAAAGCGAAGUGCGACCCGCCGUGCGAACACGGAGGAGUCUGCAUCCGAAACAACACCUGUUUCUGCUCCAAGGGGUACGAAGGAGAGACGUGCCAGUACGCCAACUGUUUUCCCAAAUGUAAAAAUGGUGGAGCGUGUCUUCGUCCAGGAAAAUGCAGGUGCCUGCCAGGCUAUGAAGGAAGAUACUGUCACAAAGUGACGUGUGCCGGUGGAUGUUGGAACGGAGGGGAAUGCACCGCCGUCAACGGAGUGGCCAAAUGCAUCUGCCCUUCCAGCUGGACUGGAUCAAAAUGCCAGGAUGCAAUUUGUCCCCAAGGCUGCAGGAAUGGGGGGAACUGUGUGUCUCCAGGAAUCUGCAGCUGUCCAGAGGGAUGGGUCGGUGGUGCGUGCCACACUGCCGUCUGCAGUCAGACCUGCCUGAACGGAGGGAAGUGCAUUUCUCCCAACAAAUGCCGCUGUCGGCCGCUUUUCUCCGGUCCUCGCUGUGAGGAGAGGAAAAAAUCCCACUAAUCAUUUCCAGACUCCACUGCACGAAUUAUUCAUUUGUGACUCAAACGUUGUUCUGUGUAUCGUUUUUUUUACAUUUCUGGAAAAUAUGCAUUACAUUUUUUUAUAAAUCAAAUGGUUGUGCUUUGUUUUGUAAAAAUACUGUAAUUUGUCAUUAAAUAAUAAAAACUAA